This is a messenger RNA of Notothenia coriiceps (black rockcod), 573 nucleotides long. Its product is annotated as exocyst complex component 4-like. The transcript is spliced from 5 exons. Gene Ontology annotation, biological process: exocytosis; Golgi to plasma membrane transport; chemical synaptic transmission. The coding region runs from base 22 to 573 and encodes 183 amino acids. Gene Ontology annotation, cellular component: growth cone membrane; synapse; exocyst. Lineage: Eukaryota; Metazoa; Chordata; Actinopteri; Perciformes; Nototheniidae. The record is from RefSeq and is a predicted model, not a curated record.
UGGGUGCCGCAGCUGGAAAAAAUGGCAGCUGAGACAGGGAGAUACAGGACUGCAGUUAGCAAAAACAAAGACCCUUCUGGUCUUCUUAUCUCUGUCAUAAGGACUCUGUCCAGCAGUGAUGAUGUGCAGGACAGGGAGACAGAGAAGGGUCGUCUGGAAGAGGCCUUUGAGACAUGUGACAGAGAUUUGGACGAGCAGAUCGUUCAGCAUUAUGCCGAACUUACCACCGCCAUCAGGACCUACCAGAGCAUCACAGAGCGCAUCACCAGCUCCCGCAACAAGAUCAAACAGGUGAAGGAGAACCUCCUGUCCUGUAAGAUGCUGCUGCACUGCAAAAGAGAUGAGCUGAGGAAGCUGUGGAUAGAGGGCAUCGAGCACAAGCACGUCCUGCAGCUGCUGGAUGAGAUCGAAAGCAUCAAGCAGGUGCCUCAACGGCUGGAGGCCUACAUGGCAAGCAAGCACUACCUUCAUGCCACAGAUAUGCUGGCAAUACAGAGGCGCUACCGUGCUUCUGAGACUCCCGGUGUGCACAUAUGCUCGGCAGGGGAGCUGGAGGAUGGUAUUGAGGACUAA